This is a messenger RNA of Penicillium oxalicum, 978 nucleotides long. Its product is annotated as phytanoyl-CoA dioxygenase family protein. Bases 1 to 978 code for a protein of 325 amino acids. The record is from RefSeq and is a predicted model, not a curated record. The transcript has 3 exons. Lineage: Eukaryota; Fungi; Ascomycota; Eurotiomycetes; Eurotiales; Aspergillaceae.
AUGCCUUCCAACGAGAGCCUGCAGAGUGGUCUUCCUACCCUGCCAGAGGUUGACCUCAAAUCUCCCGCCUCGAUAGAUUCCUUAGUUCAGGAUGUGGUUCGCGGGCUGAAAGAGUCUGGGGCCUGUAUCAUUCGGAAUCUGCUCGAUCGCGAGCAAGUCGGCCAUAUCAUGCAAGACAUGAAACAGUUCCUCAAGACCCGCCCCGAUUGUCCAUUCUUUGCUCAGGAGGUGAAAGUCGUGGGAGGAUUGGCCGGUAAAUCCCCAACCUUUGCCACCCACGUCGCUUGCAACGAAGUGUGGCAGAAAGUUCUGACUCACUUCCUCCGCCAUCCCUAUGGACCAUAUUGGAGUGGCGGGAAACAAUAUGUUUCCUACAGCGGAGUCCAAUUGGGAUCUUCAGCCGGCCUCCAGCUGGACCCCGGCGCGAAAGCCCAGGAUCUUCACCGGGACGAUACCGCACAUCGGACCUGGAAUGGCGAGGCGAGCGAGUAUCAGAUCGGACGGGAUUCCUGCCUCACCUCGUUGACGGCCUGUACGGCGACGACUAGUAUCAACGGUGCGACACGCGUCGUGCCUGGUAGCCACCUGUGGGAUUACAACCGACCGCCGCCACCCGAAGGGCAAGGUGCUGUGGAUGCUCUGCUUCAGCCGGGCGAUUCUCUGUUUAUUUUGGGAAGUGUGUUGCACGGACACGGCGAGAACAGCAGCGUCGAUGAAGAGCGCAUGGUGCUCGGAUGUGGCGCCUGCUGUGACUUUUUACGCCAGGAGGAGAACCAGUAUUUGGCACAUGACAGGGAGGCUCUCCAGCAACUUCCUUCCCAUGUCCAGCGAUUCAUCGGAUACAGCACUUUCGAGCCCGCAGGUGGUACUGCUAACUGGAAGGAUCCCUGGCAAUUGCUCAAUCCGAACAAAGAGUAUGAGCCCAUGCCCAUGAAUACGGUUGAGUUUACCCCGGAGCGGAAGGAAAAGGCAGUGUGA